Messenger RNA from Tarenaya hassleriana, 2674 nucleotides. Its product is annotated as tetratricopeptide repeat protein 7B-like. Lineage: Eukaryota; Viridiplantae; Streptophyta; Magnoliopsida; Brassicales; Cleomaceae. The transcript is spliced from 6 exons. Gene Ontology annotation, molecular function: protein binding. Bases 338 to 2539 code for a protein of 733 amino acids. The record is from RefSeq and is a predicted model, not a curated record.
UUUUUCAGCGUUCAAACUUUCUGCAUUCACACCUCUGACAUGGGAAUGGAGUGUUCUGUUGGAUUUCGUCAUUUACUUCGGAGAAGACACAACUUCUUCUGCUCCAAACUCAAACCCCACUUCCUGUGUCCCAUUGAAUCCAGCAAAAACGGGAAAUAAAGGAGAAAAGAAGAAGAAGAGAGAGAUUGAAGAACAGGGUCCUUGUAGAUUCUCAUCGGAUUACUACAGAGUUGGUGCUGUGUUUUGUCUUGGUGGGCUCGCUUAUUCUUGUAUGUGUUUUGUUUUUGGGCUUUUCCGCCAUGGAAAAGGAAAGCUUCAAGUGCUGUUGUGAUACGACAUGUCGCUCAAGAACUGGAUAGACAGCAAGUCGUCUGAAAUCAAAUCUAAGUUGCAGAAGAUGAUGAAGUGCAUUUGGUCGGGACAACAACUCGCCAUGGAUGAAGCAACAGCCGAUUCUUCAGACUCUUUGGCGACUCGUGACUAUUCUGCGUCAGGGUUUUCCUCCAAGACAGGGGAGACCGCGUUCGUGUCCAAGACGGACGAAACCAACAUAGAAGAAGCGGAAUCCUCUCUUCGGGAAAGCGGCUUUCUAAAUUACGAGGAAGCUAGGGCUCUUCUGGGAAGGUUAGAGUAUCAGAAGGGGAAUGUCGAAGCUGCCCUUCACGUAUACGAAGGGAUCGAUAUAGUUUCCGUGAUGUCUAAGAUCAAACACUCUCUUUCAAGAAGAAGUGUACCAACCAACCGCCAUUUGCAGAGUGAUGUUUCCUCUCAGAUGUCUCUUCAUGCCAUCAGUUUGCUCCUCGAAGCUGUUUUCUUCAAAGCCAAGUCACUGCAGCAUCUUGGACGGUUCGAUGAAGCUGUCCGAUUUUGUAGAGUGAUCUUGGACACAGUUGAAUCUGCAUUGCCCGAAGGUUUUUCUGAAGCUUUAGCCUCUGAUCUCAAGUUAAACCGAACUCUGAACCGAGCAGUUGAACUGUUUCCGGAGCUUUGCAAGCUCGCUGGUGCAUCCAGUGACGUGAUCUUGGCGUAUAGACGGGCUCUUCUCUAUCGCUGGAAUCUUGAUGCUGAAACCACUGGGAAAAUACAUAAGGAAUUCGCCGUCUUUCUUCUGUACGGUGGCGUGGAUUGGAAACCUCCGAAUCUCCGUUGCCAGAUAGAAGAUUCUUUUGUGCCACAGAACAAUGUGGAAGAAGCUAUCCUUCUGCUGCUCGUAUUGCUAAGAAAAUCGACUCUUAGGAGGAUUUCUUGGGACCCUUCAGUCAUGGACCAUCUGUCCUAUGCUUUGGCCAUUCUCGGGGAAUCUAGGGUUCUUGCCCUGCAAGUCGAGGACUUGCACCCGGGUUUCGUCUCGAGGAAAGAAGCUUUAUAUACCUCGGCAUUGUGCUACUAUGCCGAAGGUCAGAACAUUGUUGCUUUGAAUCUUCUGAGGAACUUGCUCGACGAGAAGGAGAGGCAUGGCUGCUUGCUCGAGUUAUUACUCGCUUCCAAGAUCUGUGGAGAGAAUUCGAUCUACAUUUCAGACGGUUUAUCUUAUGCCGGUGAAGCAGUUUCCAAGACGGAUGACGAGAUGUGCAGCCAAAUGAUAAGCGUAGCGAAUUGCUUGAGAGCCGUUUUGCUAUCUGCUGAAGCAAGGUCAGCCGUUUCCGACAUGGAUAGGAGUCUCGGGCAAUCUCAAGCUCUAGACGCGUUAGAAACAGCAGAGAAAGUGAUGACGGAGCGAAACCCGUAUGUUAUCUUCCGUCUUUGCCUGGAAAACGCCGAGCAGAGAAAGCUCGAGGUGGCUCUCCACUACGCGAAACAGCUUCUGCAGAUAGAAUCCGGGUCUGACGUUAAAGGAUACAUUGUUCUGGCUCGUAUACUGUCGUCUCAGAAGCGAUACUCCGAGGCAGAGGCUGUUAUCGAUGCAGCCAUGGAUCAAACCACGAAGUGGGAGCAACACGAGCUGUUGAAAACGAAAGCUAAGCUCGAGGAAGCGCAAGGCCGGUUGAAGAAUGCCAUAAGAACAUACACACGGCUUCUAGCUAUUCUGCAGAUCAGACAUAGAAGCCUAAGCAUUGAGAAGGGAAGAGAGAAGCAAGAUAAAAGAAUGGAGGCCGAGACAUGGCUUGACCUGGCUAACGUGUACACGAGCUUGGUCAGUUGGACAGACGCCGAGCUCUGUCUUCUGAAAUCCAAAGCCAUUGAGCCUUAUUCAGCUAAUAGAUGGCACUCCAUAGGAUUGCUAAACGAGGCAAAGGGUCUGAAGCCAGAGGCCUUGAAGUCGUAUAAUACGGCUCUAGACAUCGAGCCUACGCAUAUUCAGAGCCUAACAUCCGCGGCUCGUGUUCUGCUGCAGCUAUGUAGGUGUAGCCAAUGUCUGCCGGUUCUUAGAAGUCUCCUCACAGAUGCAAUCAGGCUCGACAGGACAAACCAUGCAGCUUGGUACAACCUCGGGCUCGUUUACGGUGCGGACCCGUGUGCACCAGAUGGAGACGCGGCCGAAUGCUUUCGGGCUGCUGUUGUUCUUGAAGAAACCUCUCCGGUCGAACCCUUCAGAUGAAACUCUGGCCUUCCGCCUUUUGGCUUGCAUGAAAUUGUUCUUGACUGCUUCAGCUUGUAUUAUGUAUCGCAUGAGUGGAUGACUCUGAUGGAAACAGAAGUUACAUAGCAUACUAAGGUUGGACCGGUUUGGUUA